AUGGCAAAAUAUGAGGCAUAUAUUUACAGUAUCGAGGCGACCAUCGACUUAAGGAUCAAGCUUCUUGAGGUAUAUGGAGAUUUAGUUAUGGUAAUCAGUCAAGUAAAAGGUGAUUGGGAAACUCAGGAUAGAAAGUUUAUUCCUUAUAAAGAGCACAACAGAAAACCGAUACCCUACUUUGAAGAAAUCUCUUUUCAUCAUAUUCCUAGGGAAGAGAAUCAGUUAGCAGACGCUCUAGUUACGUUGGCAUCUAUGUUUAAAGUCAAGUGGAAGAAUGAAGCACUAGCUAUCCAUAUUGACCACUUGAAUGAACCAGCACAUUAUCUAGCAAUCGAGGCAGAUCCUGAUGAUAAGCCGUGGUUUCAUGACAUAAAGACAUUUAUGGAGAAACAACAAUAUCCCGAUGGUAUAUCUAUUACUAAUAAGAAAGCUUUGAGAAGCUUUAUUCCAAGUUUUCUUAAAUGGUGA
Molecule: messenger RNA, 468 nt
Organism: Lathyrus oleraceus (garden pea)
Lineage: Eukaryota; Viridiplantae; Streptophyta; Magnoliopsida; Fabales; Fabaceae
Exons: 1
Coding region: 1-468 (155 amino acids)
Molecular function (GO): nucleic acid binding; RNA-DNA hybrid ribonuclease activity
Source: RefSeq, a predicted model, not a curated record